UCCUGGAGGGCCAACAGCCAGGUCUCUGGGCUCCAGGUUGGCUGGGGAGCCCUCCCUCCCCACCUGGGCCUCAGCCCCAUUUGUGAAGUGGCUGGGGAGCCGCCUGGGGGCGCUGUCCAGCACGGUGGCCCCUUCACAAUGGUUGCCAGGCAGUGGGGCCUCCCUGGGAGGGAGCUGGGCCGGGGCUGGGGCUCGGCCAGCACAGGCGCAGCGGAGGCGGCAUGACGGCUGCUCAGAAGCACCAGCUCUUCACGCCUGAGCCCCACUACAUCCCCGGCUACGCCGGCUUCUACCCGCAGCUGCGCUACCAGGUGGGCAACACCUAUGGGCGCACGACCGCGCAGCUGCUGACGGACCCCAGCGUCCAGAAGAGCCCCUGCUCCGUGCUCUCGCCCAUCGCCAAGCCCAAGUUCAUCGAGGACUUCAGCGAGCCCAAGCCCCCGGCCAUCCCCUGCCACGACCUCUUCGAGCCCUACAUCCCGCACUACACGGGUCUGAAGCCCCACAAGAACUUCGAGAUCGUGGGCCGCUUCCCAGCCCAGGAGGAGGAUGGCCAGGGGCCACCCGCCGGGGAGAGCGUGUCCAGGCAGGCCCCACUGCCUGCCGGCUUCAUGCCCUACCCCCCCUACCCCCCGUGCCCGCCGGGCAGGAGGGGGGACCUGGGGCACCCAGGCCUGCGGCUGGCACUCGGGGAGGAGGGCUGGAAGAGCACCACUCCCGUCCACACGGCCCCCGGGCGCUACCAGCUGUACCACUGCAGGAGGGACGAGUACCCGCCCCCGGCCCGCCAGCAGGGGACGCUGGACGUGGGCAGGUUCCAGAGGCUGCCCCAGCUGGACCACCCCAACCUGAUCCAGCGCAAGGCCAUCUCAGGCUACGCUGGCUUCGUCCCCCGCUUUGCCUGGGUGAUGGGGGUCAACUACCGCGACGGGGUCACACAGGCCAUGGACGAGUUUGACAAGAACCAGUUCCUCUUCAGAAACCCCGUCUGCGCCCUGGGGGAGAGGCUGCCCCGGACCCACUGGCCCAACAAGGUCGUCUACAGCAGCCGGGGCCUGGUCCCCUUCUACAUGGGGCUGGUGCCAGCCACCCAGGACAGCUACGGCCUGACCUUCGGCAACAGCACGCGCAAGGCCUAUCAGAAAGAACUGGAGAGGCGGCAGCAGGCGCUGUGAAAACCCUUUAAUGGUAUCUGUGCAGCCGGCGGCGUCGGGGCAGGAGCGAGUGGCGGUGCGGCAGAGCGGCCGGAGCAGGCUGGGGGGGAAUAAAGAGUUCGCACGCUCCGCCACGGGCCGCUCUAGGCCACCUCCUCCUCGGCCUCCUCCUCAAACUCGCCCUCCUCCUCGGCCGUGGCGUCCUGGUACUGCUGGUACUCGGACACCAGGUCGUUCAUGUUGCUCUCGGCCUCGGUGAACUCCAUCUCGUCCAUGCCCUCGCCCGUGUACCAGUGCAGGAAGGCCUUGCGCCGGAACAUGGCCGUGAACUGCUCCGAGAUGCGCUUGAACAGCUCCUGGAUGGCCGUGCUGUUGCCGAUGAAGGUGGCCGACAUCUUCAGCCCCCGGGGCGGGAUGUCGCACACGGCCGUCUUGACGUUGUUGGGGAUCCACUCCACGAAGUAGCUGCUGUUCUUGUUCUGCACAUUGAGCAUCUGCUCAUCCACCUCCUUCAUGGACAUGCGGCCCCUGAACACGGCGGCCACGGUCAGGUAGCGGCCGUGGCGCGGGUCGCAGGCGGCCAUCAUGUUCUUGGCGUCGAACAUCUGCUGGGUGAGCUCGGGCACCGUCAGCGCGCGGUACUGCUGGCUCCCCCGGCUGGUCAGCGGGGCGAAGCCGGGCAUGAAGAAGUGCAGGCGCGGGAAGGGCACCAUGUUGACGGCCAGCUUGCGCAGGUCGGCGUUGAGCUGGCCCGGGAAACGCAGGCAGGUGGUGACCCCGCUCAUGGUGGCCGACACCAGGUGGUUGAGGUCCCCGUAGGUGGGGGUGGUGAGUUUCAGGGUGCGGAAGCAGAUGUCGUACAGAGCCUCGUUGUCGAUGCAGUAGGUCUCGUCCGUGUUCUCCACCAGCUGGUGCACGGACAGGGUGGCGUUGUAGGGCUCCACCACCGUGUCCGACACCUUGGGCGAGGGCACCACGCUGAAGGUGUUCAUGAUGCGGUCGGGGUACUCCUCCCGGAUCUUGCUGAUGAGCAGCGUGCCCAUGCCGGAGCCCGUGCCCCCGCCCAGCGAGUGCGUCAGCUGGAAGCCCUGCAGGCAGUCGCAGCUCUCGGCCUCCUUCCUCACGACGUCCAGCACAGAGUCGACCAGCUCGGCGCCCUCUGUGUAGUGGCCCUUAGCCCAGUUGUUCCCGGCACCACUCUGACCUGCAAGAGAGCAGCCCUCACUCUCUGGCAGGGGUGUGGCCACCUGAAGAGAAGGUGCCUGGGGACGGGCAGGGCUAACCUGCCGGGAGAAGACAGCCCGGGAGGCGGCAGCCGGCCAGUUUAGAAGUUGGGGGUGUGCCGAGACGGCUUAAGAGUAAGCGGCC
Messenger RNA from Talpa occidentalis (Iberian mole), 2522 nucleotides. RefSeq names its product family with sequence similarity 166 member A (gene CIMIP2A). NCBI's taxonomy places the organism in Eukaryota, Metazoa, Chordata, Mammalia, Eulipotyphla, Talpidae. The transcript has 7 exons. The record is from RefSeq and is a predicted model, not a curated record. Bases 222 to 1175 code for a protein of 317 amino acids.